This is a messenger RNA of Cordyceps fumosorosea ARSEF 2679, 1674 nucleotides long. Its product is annotated as Zn(2)-C6 fungal-type DNA-binding domain protein. The transcript has 6 exons. The record is from RefSeq and is a predicted model, not a curated record. NCBI's taxonomy places the organism in Eukaryota, Fungi, Ascomycota, Sordariomycetes, Hypocreales, Cordycipitaceae. Bases 1 to 1674 code for a protein of 557 amino acids. Gene Ontology annotation, biological process: regulation of DNA-templated transcription. Gene Ontology annotation, molecular function: DNA-binding transcription factor activity, RNA polymerase II-specific; zinc ion binding.
AUGCCGCGUAGGCCAUCGCUGGCAUAUCACGCCUGCGAGCUCUGUCGGCAGAGGAAGCGAAAGUGCGAUGGAGACGGCGCGAGCGCUUGCAAGGCUUGCCAUGACGCCGGCGUCGACUGCGUCUAUCUCACGCCCACGCGCAUCUCCAAGGCGGACUUGCGGGAUGAGGUAGCCAGGCUGCAGACAGUCAACUCGGAAAAUAAUGCUCUGCUCGACGCCAUCUCAUCUCGCAAGACGAGCCCCGCGCAGCUAAGCGACAUCCUGCAACGCCUUUCCAACGGCCACUCGCGCGCCGACGUCGCCGAGAUGAUAGCACAAAGCCCCGGCAGCCGUGACCGAGACAGGGACGGAGACGGAGACAGCCGUGGCGGCUCCUCGGCUUCUAUCCGUACCUCGGUAUCGAGUCCCAAGACCCUCCUCUCCAGCGUCCAAGACAGCUGCCCCAAGAGCCCCCUCCCCGCGAGCGUCGCGACGCCCCCCAGGGCCGCGUCGUCCCCCACGCGCUCACACGUCCAAGCCAACCUAGCCUACUACAGGUCGCAGCUCCCGCAGCUCCUUGACUUCAUACUCGCCCGGGACUGCCUCCCAUUCUGCCCUAUCAGCAAAGCCCACCUCAUGCGCGACCUCGAGUCCGGCGCCGGGCCGCACUGCUCCCCGGCCCUCCUGGACGCCCUCCUCGCCCUAGCGACUGUAGUGGCUCGGGAAAAGAUGGCGGCCAUCGUGAUUCCGCGCGUGCACAGCGGCGACGACGUCAGGCAAGGGCGCCUCGGCGACGCAUUUGCGCGCGAGACCAUAGCCGCCCUGUACAACGGGUCCGGGCUGCCCCAACGGAUCGCCGACAUCCAGGCCGUGGGGAUACUCGCACUGUACUGCCUCAACUGCGAAAAGAUCAAGGACGGUAUAGGCUUUGCCGGUGAUUUUGGCGCGGCUAUUGCCGACAAGUGGGAGGCCGACCGUGCACAGCCCGACUGUGUUGAUCGACAGACGCUCACCAGCACAUAUUCUGCUGCCUUGUCGCUCAACAGAUUUCUGCUCUUAAUCCAGGAUUACCACAAAUCCUUGGAUGAACUGGCCAUCAAAGUCGGGAUGGACAAGUCCCCGCUGUGUAAUAGCAGCAGCCCUGAUACCACAAUAUCCAAAGCCAACCUCUCCGGUUCAAUCAUAGAUAAUGCCUUCUUCGCGCGAGACCCGAGUCUGCUGCCCAACAGCCCCAAGGUCAUCGCCGCCAAGCUCUUCGAGUUUACCGAAUGGUUGUACAAGGCCAGGUUUCUUUCCGAGAAAACCUUCGACGAGGCAAUCAAGGUGUACCAGAACGGCCUUCGCUGGUAUGAAUCCUUCUUCGCCUACACCAGCAGCCCGUCCUACGAGACGCCGUUGAUACUAUUUUCCCAGUUAGUCCUCACAACCCACCCGGCCACGGAGUCUUGCGCGUAUUAUCAGUUUGGCGUCAUGUGUCUUCUGACACCAUACGUUCUCGAAUCAGCCGCCAUCACUUCGGACGGGACUCUGCCCAUUGUAGCGUGCAGGCAGGCGGUGAGCAUCAUCAAGCAGCUGAUCCAGCACUACAGCCAGCUGUACAACGACGAGCAGCUCCUCGACUUCAUGCCGUUCUUCAGGACGGCGGCCCUUGCAUUUUUGGAAAUUUGCGAUACAAAGAUACCAACGGAAAUUUGA